AUGUAUAAAUUCCUAUGGGUAUUGUUGAUGUUAUCGAGCUUGGAAGCUAAAAAAGUAUCCUUUCACACAUUUUAUGAGACAGUGUUAACAAAAAAGGAAAUACUUCAGCAAGCUAAGGCCAAUACCACAUUUUGGUGCUCUUCCGAAAUCGAUCUUCCUUGUGAUCCUAAUGAAUUCAGGCGCUUAGAUGGUUCCUGUAACAACUUGGAUCAUCCAACGAUCGGAGCGUCGCACACUCCUUUUGUAAGGUUGCUCCCUCCAGAGUUUGGAAAUGGAUUUGAACCUAAACCGGCCCAAGAUGGAGGGCCCGAACCCCCAGCCCGACACAUUCGCACCACCUUAAUAGCCAACGGUAUUCGACCAGAUCCCAUAUUCACCAUACUCGCGACACAUUUCUUUGUAUUUAUGGCAGCGGAUACAGUCAGUAUACAAGACACAGUAAAUUACGUGGUGUGGAAGCCAUACUGCUGUCAACCAAAAGGCAAAACAGAUCCAAUAUGUACCCCUGUUCAAGUUCCAAAUGAUGAUCCUGUCCACAGAUUUUCUGAUAUACGCUGCCUUAAUCUAACCAGACCUAUAACCUAUCAAUUUGUUGGAUGUACGAAGAAUGGAACUGCGCCAGAGCGAAUUAGUUCAGCGAUGCCACUUUUCGACUUGUCGAUCAUGUACGGCAACAGUUUACAGAACGCUUUAAAGAAAGGCAGAUUGUAUUACCGAGGUCUACUCAAAUACGAAAUGGUCGACGGAAGAAUGCUUCCACCGAGCACUCGAACCGUACCGAAUAUUUGCUUGUUAAAUCAACCACCCCAUGAAACUAGAUGUCAUGCAUCACCGGAAGAUGGAAUGAACUCACUUUUAGGCAUAAAUCUUAUUGGCAUCUGGUUCUGGCGUAACCAUAACAGAAUAGCUUCACGUUUGGCGGAGUUAAAUCCUUGUUGGAAUGAUGACAAAAUAUUUUACACCGCUAGAGAUAUCAAUAUAGCUACAUAUGUGCAAAUACUUUACUACGAAUUUCUACCCCCGUUAUUUGGUUGGAGUAAUCUAAAGGAAGACUCUGUUGUGUCGGAGAGUCGAGGGUUCAGAGACAUGUACAACCCAGAAGUAAUGCCAACAAUAUCGUUGGAAUUCCCAUAUAUACUCCGAUGGGUUCAUUUGAUGCAAGAAGGAAGGGUUAAAAUGUACGACGAAGCAGGACAUUAUCUCAAGCAAAUGCCUAUAGUAAACCUGACGUUACGAACAGGGUGGCUAGUAUUAGACAACCACCUUGACGGAAUGACGCAAGGGUGUUUCCGGCAGCCGAGCGGCAAACUUGACUACACCAUUGACCCAGACAUGGGUGAAUUGGUUCUUGGAGGUCUACAGCGUGCAUCUGAUGUUGGUUCUAGUGACUUGGAAAAGGGCAGAUAUAAUAAUUUCCCGCCUUACAUUGAAUACAUAAAGUAUUGUACCGGACAAUAUAUUGAAAAUUUUGAUGACCUUGUGGACUUGAUCGAACCUGAUAAACUGGACCUUCUUCAAGAAUUAUACCAACAUGUGAGAGACAUUGAUUUAUUGGCAGGCACUUGGGUUGAGAACCCGAUUGAGGGCGGUUUUGUACCACCUACAUUCUACAGUAUAGUAGUCGAUCAGCUUAUAAGGAGUAUGGUAUCUGAUAGACAUUGGUAUGAGCGACCAAACCGACCAAACGCCUUCACGUUAGAACAACUUCUAGAAAUUCGAAAAGCAUCAAUAUCCAGGGUUCUUUGUGAUGUAGGAGACACAGUGACUCGAAUACAACGACGAGGAUUUGAACGCGCAGGGCCGAAAAAUAGGAUGGUUAGCUGUAAUGCCAUCGAGCAAAUAGACCUGACGGCAUGGGAGGACUAUUCCUGUUCCUGCUAG
Cydia fagiglandana is the source of this 1881-nucleotide messenger RNA. Its product is annotated as peroxidase-like. The record is from RefSeq and is a predicted model, not a curated record. The transcript has 12 exons. Gene Ontology annotation, molecular function: heme binding; peroxidase activity. Lineage: Eukaryota; Metazoa; Arthropoda; Insecta; Lepidoptera; Tortricidae. Bases 1 to 1881 code for a protein of 626 amino acids. Gene Ontology annotation, biological process: response to oxidative stress.